Molecule: messenger RNA, 2765 nt
Organism: Daldinia decipiens
Lineage: Eukaryota; Fungi; Ascomycota; Sordariomycetes; Xylariales; Hypoxylaceae
Product: malate synthase, glyoxysomal
Exons: 4
Coding region: 749-2377 (542 amino acids)
Biological process (GO): glyoxylate cycle
Cellular component (GO): cytoplasm; peroxisomal matrix
Molecular function (GO): malate synthase activity
Source: RefSeq, a predicted model, not a curated record
CCGGGGGUUAAAGCUCUAAACUUACCUUCGUUCAAUAAUAAAACUUCCCCGGCUUUACAUGUGAAGAGAUCUUAUGCGGUACACGAGUACAAAGAACUGGGCUUCAUACAUGCCGAUAACUACCUACUCGUACACUUUCUACGUCUUUGCAGCAUAGAACCAAAGUUCUUGACGGCUCACGGAGUAGCAUCUUCCCCCACACUUUCACAAGCUUCAUACCCAAGUAGGUAAUCCUAGGUAAUCCUAGGUAUUCCUAGGUAUUCCUCCCCAUCUUCAUCGGCUACAUCAACAUCACGUAGCCAGUCAUCUACCCUCCUUCCAGCCGAGCAUAGUCGGAGAGCGACCUAUACAUAUACCUUAUACCUACAGUACUGUAUUGUACAUAAGUCUGAGACACCCCUCCUUUUAGAAAGGGGAACCUCGACUUUAAAGCGGUUACAUCCCUUGGCUUCUACACUAUCUUCUACCCGAACUUGUCGCCGCCGCUUCUUAUAACCGUGGGAACCCAUUGUUAUCUGCUCCGUAGCCGUAUUGCCGCUAAUCCUUUCGGAUACCAGGCUAGACAAAGGAUUUUAUAUAUUACUACUGAUUUCUCUUCGUACUCUACCUAGCUCUUUAUAGCUAUUAGAUAUUAACCAAAACAAGUCUCGUCGUCAGAACCAAAGAUCCGAGGCAAUUAACUACCUAUAUAUCCCAGCGAAGUGAAUCUUGAAGGCGCUAUUUCAAAACACAAAAGAUAUAUAUAAUCAUGGCAACCACCGACAGCAUCUUGCAAGGUGUAUCUAUCUCUGGCACUGUGCAGCCAGAGCAUAAAAAGAUCCUGACGCCAGAGGCAUUGGCCUUCCUAGCACUGCUUCACCGAUCCUUUAAUAGCACUCGCAAGACACUAUUAGAGCGUCGUGUCGCACGUCAGGCUGAGAUCGACAAAGGCAACUUGCCGGACUUCCUACCUGAGACAAGACACAUCCGUGAGAAUCCGACAUGGAAAGGCGCGCCACCAGCUCCGGGUCUUGUCGACCGGAGAGUAGAGAUCACAGGCCCUACCGACCGCAAGAUGGUCGUAAAUGCGUUGAACUCUGAAGUAUGGACUUAUAUGGCGGAUUUUGAAGACUCAAGCGCCCCGACGUGGGACAACAUGAUCAACGGCCAAGUAAAUCUAUACGAUGCUGUACGGCGGCAGGUUGACUUCAAGCAAGGCCCGAAAGAGUACAAGCUACGAACAGACCGCGUGCUCCCCACGCUUAUUGUGCGACCGCGAGGAUGGCACCUCGAUGAGAAGCACGUUACAGUAGACGGUGAGCCGAUCUCGGGCUCUCUAUUUGACUUUGGCCUGUACUUCUUCCACAACGCGCGCGAGUCCAUCAAGCAAGGCUUCGGCCCAUACUUCUACCUACCCAAGAUGGAGUCGCAUCUAGAAGCGCGCCUCUGGAACGACGUAUUCAACCUAGCGCAGGACUCAGUCGGCGUCCCGCGCGGCACGAUCCGCGGGACGGUCCUCAUCGAGACGAUCCUGGCCGCCUUCGAGAUGGACGAGAUCAUCUACGAGUUGCGGGACCACAGCUCGGGGCUUAACUGCGGCCGCUGGGAUUACAUCUUCAGCACCAUCAAAAAGUUCCGCCAGAACAGCGGGUUCGUCCUGCCGGACCGCAGCGCGGUUACCAUGACGGUCCCAUUCAUGGACGCGUAUGUCAAGUUGCUGAUUCAGACGUGCCAUAAGCGUGGUGUCCAUGCUAUGGGCGGCAUGGCAGCGCAGAUCCCGAUUAAAGAUGAUAAGGAGGCGAAUGAUAAGGCGAUGGAGGGCGUGAGGGCUGAUAAGUUGCGGGAGGUGCGCGCUGGUCAUGAUGGUACGUGGGUAGCACAUCCGGCUCUGGCAUCUAUUGCCUCCGAGAUUUUCAACAAGCACAUGCCGACGCCUAACCAGCUGUUCCGGCGACGGGAGGACGUUAAGGUCGGUCGAAAUGACUUGCUCAAUAUGAACGUACCCGGUAAGAUCACCGAGGAUGGUAUCCGGAAGAACUUGAACAUCGGCCUGGGUUACAUGGAGGCUUGGAUCCGCGGUAUCGGUUGCGUGCCUAUUAACUACCUGAUGGAGGACGCCGCCACAGCCGAAGUUUCCCGGUCACAGCUCUGGCAAUGGGUACGCCACGGCGUGACCACAGCUGAGGGCAAGAAAGUCGACAAAGCCUACGCGCUGGCGCUGCUAAAAGAACAGACGGACCAACUCUCUGCCAACGCGCCCAAGGGCAAUAAGUUUGGCCUCGCGUCGCAGUACUUCGCAGGCCAGAUCACAGGAGAAGACUACGCGGAUUUCUUGACAACUCUACUAUACGAUGAGAUCACUGCGGUAGGGAAUGCGGCGCCUGCUAGUAAGCUAUGAGAUCGAGAGGGCCUUAUGCGAGGGGGUUGACGGGGAUGUGGUAGAUAUAAUGGGGAUGCGAAAGAGUGAGAGUGAGAGUGAGAAAAAUGCGCCGUAACGUAUCGUAAUGUGACGGGGACGGCGUUUUGUAUGUAUGCUAUUACGAAGGGUACGAGAUUUAAAAAUGUCUGGUUUGCGUAUCUGUUUGCAAUUAUCUAUUUUCUAUCAUGGAUUAGACUUUAACCCUUGCGUGAGAUGUGUGGAUUUGUUUAUUGUAAGCUGGGUGGAUGAUACUGGGAAUUGACCAGUCUCUUUAACAUUAUGUAUGUGACUUUAUGCCCGAGAGGUAUUGUAAGAGAGAUAUUAUUUCUAGGAUCUCGUCUAGAGAUAGUGACUUAAUAGCCUAACA